UCUGGGAUUCACUUCUCUGUCCACAUGUGGGUUACAUUUAAUCUAGAUAAGAGAUUAAUAUUAUUAAUUAUGCUAGUUUACCAAUCAUCAUCACGCAUCAUCCUCGGUAGGUAUUUUACAUAAAAAAGAAAAAAAUUAAUAAAUUCUGGGAUGGUAUCAUGGAAUUAUUCUGAUAGCGAACUUGUACAGACAAGUAAACAAUUCAUUAAUUUAUGGUCAUUAAGUAUUAGAGUCAAUUAAUUGAAAAGAACAGGUUAAUUUCAACCAGAUGACAACUGGCUACAAAGGUGAAAGACCCCAUCCCAUCAUAAUUAGCAACAGCACAGCCAGGUUCACAUCUACAGGAAAUGUCGCUGUGCUGAAUUAUCUCACUUUAACCAAAUUGACAUUUUCAUCAAAGCAUCAACAAGUACCAAACAUAACUUACUUGCCGGUCAUGAAGGGAUUUUCUCUUUUUGUCCCUGAGCUUCUCAGCGCCACCUUUUCGUUUUGUUUUGUUUUGUUUUUCUCCAUAUUUUGCGCAUUCCUGCAUCCAUCCAAAGUUGCCGUCAGAUGUCCGUCUGGGCUGUGUGUGAUUGACAGGUGACAGCAGCUGCGGAGUGAGGGAGUGGGUGGGACUUAACCGCCGCAGGGAUGAAAUGUGAUUGGCUAUUAGCAGCAAUCCCAGGUAAACCAGCCUAUGGCAUCAGGAGCUGUCCAGCUGACAGCCCCGCCUCCUUGUGGAGCGGACCAUAGCGCUGUUGGCGGUGUCGCGUCAGACUUCUUUCUUUUUUCUUCUAGUGGUCCGACCGGCCCACUGAGGCAGCGGCCCACCGGGAAACAUCCCGGUGCUCCCGAUGGCCAGUCCGCCCUUGACUCCAGUCCACACCGCUGCUGUUAUUAAAGCCCUCAGACCGCACGAGCUCCUGAAAGCAAAGCAAGGCUUGUAGCCAGAUAUCCGCCAAUGACUGCAGCGAGAGAGGGAGACGGAGCCUCCGGAGCUUCGGCGAAGCUACAUAGCUCCGGAGCGAAGUAUCGGAGCUCCGGGGCAAAGUUACGGAGCUCGUGCCGAAGUUACGGAGCUCGUGCCGAAGUUACGGAGCUCCAGGGCGAAGUUACGGAGCUUUGCAGAAGCUACGGAGGCGUGGUUUCCAUGCAAACUAAACAAUUGGAGGCAGGUCACUGUGAAGCGUCGGUUCAUAUAUAAAUAGAGCUCAGCCUCUCUGGUCACACCAACCCUGACUGAACACAGAUGAUGGCGCUUCGUCUCCUCUCUACACUGAUCCUGCUCUCUGCCAGCGGCUCUGUCUGUGGACUGAUGAUCUCUGAGGUUUUGGGAAACGAUGUUAAAUUCCCUUUGAGCGCGUCAUGUGGAGCAGAGAAGACUCAGCUUCUGUUUAUCUCUGCUAGAGAUCCGUCCCCCCGGCUGGUAGCGUCUCGGACUGGAGCUCAGGUCUCUCCUGGACCACUUUACACUGACAGACUGAACCACAGCGACUCUCUUCUCCUCCUGAAACACGUGAGGAUGAACGACGCCGGACUCUACGAGCUGACAUGUAACGACCGUGUAGAGACUCUGAUGGAGCUGCAGCUCUUCUUCCCGGUGGAAACGGUCUCUGCUGAGGGGCAAACCGUGGAUCUCCCGUGUCAUUCCGUUACACUCGGUAGAUCCGUGGAGAGUGUGAAGUGGGAGAAGAGCAGCGGACAGGUGGUGCUGGAGGUGGACGGACUCUCUGGAAGCUGGACUCCGGGGGAAGAGUUUCAAGGAAGCCGGCUGUCAGUGUCCAGGGACUGGAAGGAAACAGGGGACUUGUCGCUCCGGAUGGAGGUGAAGCAGGAACACGGAGGACUUUUCUUCUGCUCGGUAACAGAAGGCAGAGUGAAGACCUUGAAGGCAGCAGUGAGGCUGACAGUCAGACCGAACAUCACGGAUCCAGAGAGCAGCGAGACCAGCGAGCAGCCUCAGGAGUCACACUGUGCUGAGCUUUAUUGGCAUAAACUCUUCAUCACAGCAGCAGUUGUCCUGAGCCUCAUUCUGCUUAUGUUCAUGGCUGCUGCUGGAUGUUUUCUGAAAAGAAUCAGGCGAGCUGUUCUGAAGGCGUCGUCACAAGACAGAAAGAAAGAAGACGAGAGCAACACAGAUGGAAUUCCUCUGAACCCAAGAGAGGCUGAAGAAGGUCUGUCCUCUUCAGGAUCAGACACCAAAGAGAAAACCUGCUGGAGGACCAGAGAGAGUCUCUGAUUUCUACUCCUGAUCUUUCAAUUCGUUUCAAUUUCAAUUCAGCUUCAUUUAUACUGUGUCAAACACAACAGUCAUUUCUAGACACUUUGUCAGAGAAAUAGAGAGUGACUGGUGGCAAUUACACACACACACACACACACACACACACACACACACUCACACACCUGUAAACUACAUUUUCUAUUUUUAUGAACUUGUAGCAAGUUUUUUUUAUCAAUUGACAAAAAUGUUUUAAAUAAUGUUUGUAUUUCUCCUGAUAAAUAAGAUGGAGAAUCACACUGUCUAAUAGUGAAAUACAUCCAAAAUACACAAAACUAUUGAAAUGAUUCAUAAAGAAUAACUUAUGACCUGGUAUUGUUGAUAAACUCUUGUGUCACUGGGAAAAUGUUACGAUAUAAGAGGAGAGUUACAGUUUAAAACUCAUGAAGUCCACACCACUCUGAAAGGUUUUUGUGUCUCAUAUUGUGGUGUAAAAAGAUGGAACAAAUUCUUUGUGGAGACCAGACAUUUGUCAAAUGAGUUUCAAUUCAAAAAGAGAUGUAAAGAGCUGAUUCUGGGAGGUUUGGUGAUGAUAUGAUGAGGGCCGUUAAUUCAUGGUUCUGUUUGUACUGAAAGUGAUGAUGAUUAUAAAGCUAUACUGUUUUGUAAAUUAAGAUCAGGCAAUAAUGUGAAGCGGUAUGAUUGAAUAAGAACUUCUUCUUCCUUUUUGGGCAUGCGAAAAGCACGGUAUGGUGUGGACUUUUCAUGUUUCUCAAUUUGAUGUUUUUUCUAUCUUUUUUGGCUGUUCACCUUUUUUAUUACAUGUUUGAAAUAAAGCUUCUCAAACUAAACUAUUCACAGUAUGUAGAAGAAAUUGAUUCGGUCCAGACGCUGGCCUUCCCACCACUGAGGUUACAAACUGAGCUGUUUACUUUUUUCUUAAUUUUGACAUUAUUUUACA
Molecule: messenger RNA, 3161 nt
Organism: Salarias fasciatus (jewelled blenny)
Lineage: Eukaryota; Metazoa; Chordata; Actinopteri; Blenniiformes; Blenniidae
Exons: 2
Coding region: 1232-2221 (329 amino acids)
Biological process (GO): positive regulation of T cell proliferation; cell surface receptor signaling pathway; immune response
Cellular component (GO): external side of plasma membrane
Source: RefSeq, a predicted model, not a curated record